AUGGAGGAGCACCCGGAGCUAGCAAUGACAACAGUAGACUUAUCAAACACAACGGCUCUACACACGGCCGCGUCUCAAAGACACAUGGAGGUCGUAGAGUAUCUAAUAGAAGCUGCAGGGAGUAGUCUAGCGGCGAUAGCAAAGAGCAACGGUAAAACGGCACUGCACUCAGCCGCUAGGAACUGUCACAUGGAAGUGGUAAAGGUGAUUUUGGCGGUUGAGCCAGACACGGCAAUGAGGAUUGAUAAAAAGGGUCAGACUCCACUUCACAUGGCCGUGAAAGGACAAAGCCUUGAUGUGGUGAGCUCAUGA
This is a messenger RNA of Microthlaspi erraticum, 312 nucleotides long. The record is from the annotation of a GenBank genome assembly. Lineage: Eukaryota; Viridiplantae; Streptophyta; Magnoliopsida; Brassicales; Brassicaceae.